GGUGUGGCUACUGACUAAAGAGGUGGCGUGGCGGUAAAGAAGAUGAAAAAGUACUGUCUAGCCACUUUCUUAUUUUGGCUAUUUGGUGGCUGGUGGGGUCUGCAUCAUUUCUACCUGGGUCGUGACAAGCAGGGAUUUCUCUGGGCUACAUCAUGUGGUGGUUUUAUCGUUGGUUGGUUGAAAGAUUUCUCUAGUUUAUCAAGAUACACAGAAGAAGCAAACGAAAAAUACCCACUGAAACUUUCAAGAAGACCAUCAAUGUUCUCUGAAAUGCACAGGAUGUUGGCCAUGUUGAUAUUCUCUCUCUUCUACAGGAUGAUAGUUGCUAAUGCUGUCCCAACUUCAGUCCCUAGCUACAAUCUCAUUGUUUUAUUUGUUGCUCCUGUUGGUACUGCAUUUGGAGCCUAUAUGGUCUCCAAUGUUAGUCACAUUUCCCUCUCUUACAAGUACCCACUUAUCGGAGCAUAUGUGAGCGAGGCUCUUUUUGGUGUAUCACAUUUUAUGUGGGCUGAUUCAAACAUUAUUCUUGUGUGUACAGUCACAUGUGCCAUUUGUCUUGUUGGCUGGAGGGAGAGGCAGGAAAAGAUUAAAAAGACUAAAUGCCAACGCUUUGGUCUCUGGUUUGUGCUAGGUCUCAUAGUAUUGGGUCUCUGGGGUUCCUAUUUCUAUCAUAAUGCAGAGGUUUAUGUUGAAGAGUUGGAUGGGAAUGUUAAACUCAGUCAUGUCUUUAGAGUUUACUUUGCUUCAGAGAAAUGGGCAGAAUUAAAAGAAGUACUUCUUGACUCAACGUGGAUAUUUUUAGAAACUGGAGACUUUGAACAAGUUUUCGAUAGGUUUUCAGAUGAUGUUGCAAAGUCCGAGGUUCGUAAUGCAUUCAGAGUAUUAGGAUUUAACAAAGACGUAGAGAUUGAUGAUAUAAGUUUAGCAGAUUUGAAAUCUGCAUACAAGCUAGGAGCAAAGAAGUGGCACCCAGAUAAAGUCAGUGAUCCAGAGAAGAAGGAAGAAGCUCAAAACCGUUUCAUGGAAAUCAAUGAAGCCUACAUGCUUUUGGAAAGAAUGAUAAAGAGACGAAUGAGAGAUUAGUCAUAAAAUGAGACCAGUACGAUCAUUGUUAUCGCUUCUUUAUUUCCAAAUUAAUUUCAUUAUUAA
Amphimedon queenslandica is the source of this 1149-nucleotide messenger RNA. RefSeq names its product dnaJ homolog subfamily C member 22-like. Bases 43 to 1083 code for a protein of 346 amino acids. Lineage: Eukaryota; Metazoa; Porifera; Demospongiae; Haplosclerida; Niphatidae. The record is from RefSeq and is a predicted model, not a curated record. Gene Ontology annotation, cellular component: membrane. The transcript has a single exon.